This is a messenger RNA of Symbiodinium sp. CCMP2592, 1605 nucleotides long. NCBI's taxonomy places the organism in Eukaryota, Dinophyceae, Suessiales, Symbiodiniaceae. The record is from the annotation of a GenBank genome assembly.
AUGGACUGCAGCCUCAUGGCCACGCAAGCCUAUGGGGAAGAGGACAUUUGCUGGGAAGAGCCACAGCUGGCGCAAGAGGAACCCAUAGCCAUGGCAGACACACUGCUCUACGAAGACGGCGGGGUGGAGGAGCCGGCAGAGCCGGCAGAAGCGAUGGUUGUGCCAGAGCCACCCAAGGGCAUCGAAGCCUGCCCGGACACGCAGGUCUACGCCGACACCUCCUCGCCGGAGAAGUUGACCGAGACCGAGACGCACUUACACGACUUCCCGGCUACGCAAGCGUAUGUCGACGAGAUCCUACCAGCUCCAGGCGGAGGUGAGAUGCCCCCGGAGACAUCAGACGCUUCCACCAAUGCGGCAGAGGAGCAGCCUUCAGUGGCCACCGACUCGGCAGAAGGGCCCAGUUCUCGCUUGGAGCUCGCAUGCACACAGGCGUACCUCGAUGUGGAUGAGCUGACUCGGGACAUGCCAGACACGCUUUGGUAUGGACAGUCGACUGCCGCUGUGACGUCUGCAGCCGAGCCCGACGAGGCAGCCGGUAUGCAUGACGACUUGGAUGCCACACAGGCCUAUGGCGAUGAGCCUUGCGACGCCUUCUGCGAUGAACCGUCCAGGCCCUCGUCUCCACCGAAGUCGCCAGUGAGAGGAGGGACCUCAUCUGCUAUGCUGCCGCCCCCUCCGCCUGUCCGCACCGGUCAACAGCGGAACGUGAAAGCAGCACCAAUCGCCGAAGCUCCAAAAGAAGAGGCAUGCACGCCGGCGGACAUCGUGCCCAGAGGCCGAAACGUCGCAACACCGGCGAGAAGCCCUGCGAAACGCCGGAGCAGCACCAUUAUCACCGUGGAGGAUGAACCUCCCGAGCCAAAGCGGCGAAAGCUGAUCGGUAAGCAGCCGCCUCCUGUGCCGAACCCGUGGCCAGUCUGCUCUGCGCCGCCACGAGGGGCAGCACCUCGCAGCCGCACAACUGGCCGAAAGGAUGCCAAGAAAAAGGCCCCGCAGCGCAAGACCAAAGCGCAGCAAGUGUGCUUUGCGACCACGGGACUGGUCCUCGACAAGCACGUGCGAAGUUCAAUCAAGAAGACUCUUGGUGCCCGGGUUGUGGACGAGUGGUCGCCGAAGGUCACACACAUCGUUGCCAGCGAGUUCCGCAGGACCACGAAGAUGAUGUGCGCGGUGUGCAACGGAUGUCAGAUCGUUGUCCCGGGCUUCUUGGACGCGUGCCUGAACGAGGGGCAGCUUGUCGAUAGCAGCUCCUUUGUUCUCUGCGAUGCUGCCGGCGAGGCGGCUUUCCAAGAGAAGCAGUCGCUGUCGUCUUAUGCACUUCAGGAGGCGCUGGAGAUUGCUCGGGGCCGGGGUUCGCUGUUGCAGGGUAUGCCCGUUCACUGGUCGGGCGGCACAGCGGCGGAAAGGAAAGAAAUGCGUGUGCUCGUCGAAGCCGCCGGGGGCCGCUGGCUCUCUCGCAAGCCACGGCACGUAGAGGCGACAGAGCCGGAUCAGCUUCCAUCGACAUUGUUGCUCGGCCAGGACUACGAUCCAGAGCUGCUGCGGGAAGCCGCGUGCACGCAGGUGUUCCGCCUCAGCAAGUAUGCGCUUCCGCGAACGUGA